Messenger RNA from Phialemonium atrogriseum, 1341 nucleotides. RefSeq lists its product as uncharacterized. The transcript has 4 exons. Bases 188 to 1198 code for a protein of 336 amino acids. Gene Ontology annotation, molecular function: zinc ion binding; oxidoreductase activity. Lineage: Eukaryota; Fungi; Ascomycota; Sordariomycetes; Cephalothecales; Cephalothecaceae. The record is from RefSeq and is a predicted model, not a curated record. Gene Ontology annotation, cellular component: mitochondrion.
CGAGACUUGGAUAACCGGGGAUAAUAACAUGGAAUACCCAUCGAGCUUGUUUUGAACUUUCAAUUCGUCAUAAUUGUUUUUUGGCCCUAUACGACGCAUCUGACGGUCUUGCGUAUCUCUUCACCCCAAAAUAAUAUCCAAAAAGCAUAGAUCCAUCCGAGUUAGGAAGUUCCCCCCUAAUAUCACGAUGCGAGGUAUUCAAGUCGAGCAAUAUGUCAAGGGUCCGCAAGAGCUCAAGGUCUCGGAUCUUCCUGAUCCUGUGCCCGGGCCGGAUGACUACCUGAUCGAAGUUCACGCCGCAGCCACAAACUUCUUUGACAUCCUCCAGAUCCAAGGGAAAUACCAAAACCAGCCUCCCUUGCCCUGGGUGUCCGGGGCCGAGUUUGCAGGAGUAGUGCUGGCCACGCCCGCAAACUCGUCCAAGCCCCAGUUCCCCGUCGGAUCGAGGGUCUUCGGGGCUAGCCAGGGGGCAUAUGCCGCCAAGGUGUUGGCAAAGGAGGCCACGAUACUGCCUGUCCCGCAGGGUUGGAGCUUCCAAGACGCCGCCGGGCUGUUUGUGACUGCCCCCACGAGCUACGGAGCUCUCGUGAACCGGGCGCAUGUGAAGGCCGGCGACUACGUCCUCGUCCACGCCGCGGCCGGCGGAGUAGGUCUGGCGGCCGUUCAGGUGGCCAAGGCGUUUGGUGCCACGGUGAUCGCCACCGCGGGCACUGAGCGGAAGCUAGAGGUGGCCAAGUCCUUUGGCGCCGACCACGUCAUCGACUACAGGGACGAGAAGUGGCCCAGCUUGGUCAAGCAGCUGACUCCCAAGGGCAGGGGGGUCGACAUUGUGUACGACCCCGUUGGCAUGGUGGACAAGAGCACCAAGUGCAUGGCGUGGAAUGGCAGGAUCCUCGUCGUUGGCUUCGCGGCGGGAAGCAUUGAGAAGGUGGCCAUGAACAAGGUCCUCCUGAAGAAUAUCAGCCUCGUGGGUAUCCACUGGGGGCAGUACGCGGUCCAUGAGGUGGAGACAGUGGUCGAGGUCUGGCAGGGCAUCAUGAAGCUGAUUGCCGAGGGCAAAUUCAGGAGCACCAUCUUUACUGACAAGGAAUUCGUGGGGCUGGAGAAGGUGCCAGAUGCGCUGCAGGCACUGGGUGGUCGGGAAACUUGGGGGAAGGUGGUUGUAAAGGUCCCUCAGCCGGGGCAGAGCAGGUUGUAGUUUGAGACUCGAAAUGUACUGUACCGCCCGAUUCUAUAGAUAUGGAGCUGGACUGCCCGGGGGCUCAAUUAUCAGCUGUGCCCAGCAUCGAGAGAUGGGCAGUUCUUUCCCGAGAUCUAGUUACCCCUGAUUUUACUGCCUAG